Balaenoptera musculus (blue whale) is the source of this 2373-nucleotide messenger RNA. It is a transcript of the gene CNPPD1, whose product is annotated as cyclin Pas1/PHO80 domain containing 1. The transcript has 9 exons. Lineage: Eukaryota; Metazoa; Chordata; Mammalia; Artiodactyla; Balaenopteridae. The coding region runs from base 467 to 1702 and encodes 411 amino acids. Gene Ontology annotation, molecular function: cyclin-dependent protein serine/threonine kinase regulator activity; protein kinase binding. Gene Ontology annotation, cellular component: nucleus; cyclin-dependent protein kinase holoenzyme complex. Gene Ontology annotation, biological process: regulation of cyclin-dependent protein serine/threonine kinase activity. The record is from RefSeq and is a predicted model, not a curated record.
GCAGGUUCGUGUUUUGGCUGCGCUGAGUGGUGUCUGCCUCUUUCGGACGGAAGGACGGAAACCUCCGCGUUUACCCACCCCAGCCAAUUUUCUUCUCCCUGUGUAGUCAGGGCGGCUAGGGAGGCUGGUCUUGGCCCGGUAUUUCUGGUGUGAUGCGGCCGAUAGGGUCAGGGAGUGGGCUUCAGAUGCCCAGUAUCCCCCGAGAGACCUGCUUCUGCUCUGGUAGGGCGGCGACCGUCCCUUUACGCAACCCUCGACGGUACUAGUCCUCCCAGUUCCCUCUCCUCAGCGAAUAAACAAACAGCAGCGCGUGACUCGACAGACUCAAAAACAGCUUCAGCUAUUCAGAGAAGUAGUUUCCUUCCCAUCUUUCUGUAAACUCUCCCGCCUUUACGCAUGGAAAACUCCUUCCAGUCCCUUGCUUAAGCAAGAGAUUGGGGUCUGGGGGGCGGCGGCUGGCGGCGCGAUGGACCUGGCCGGGCUCCUGCUGGACGAAGAAGGCACAUUCUCCCUCACCGGCUUCCAGGACUUCACGUUCCUCCCAGGACACCAGAAGCUGAGUGCUCGGAUCCGAAGGAGACUCUACUAUGGCUGGGACUGGGAAGCUGAUUGUAGCCUGGAAGAGCUCUCCAGCCCUGUGGCAGACAUUGCUGUGGAACUGCUCCAGAAGGCAGCCCCCAGUCCUAUUCGCAGGCUCCAGAAGAAAUAUGUAGCCCAUGUGUCCCGGGAGGCAUGCAUUUCUCCGUGUGCUAUGAUGCUAGCUCUGGUGUACAUUGAGCGGCUCCGGCAUCGAAACCCAGACUACCUACAGCAUGUGUCAUCGUCUGACUUGUUCCUGAUCUCCAUGAUGGUGGCCAGUAAGUACCUCUAUGAUGAAGGGGAGGAGGAGGAAGUCUUCAAUGAUGAAUGGGGAACUGCUGGGGGUGUGGCCGUGCCCACUCUCAAUGCCCUGGAGAGGGGCUUCCUGAGUGCCAUGGAUUGGCGUCUCUACACUGACCCUCGGGAGAUCUUUGAGGUGCUGAGCUGGCUGGAGAGCUGCGUGGCUGAGCAGCAGGGGCGCCGGCGGGGCUGGUACACCUAUACAGACCUGUGUGUGCUGCUGGAGCAGCCUGCCUGGCAACUGGCCCUGGGCUCCCUCUGCCAGCGGCUGGCAAAGUUGUCCUGCCUGUUAGCUAUGGCAUAUGUGAGCAGUGUGGCCCUGGCUGUGGCAUCGAUGGCCGUAAUACACCAGUCCUUGGGGCUGUCCUGCAGCCCCCCACCUGGCCCCCCAGACCUUGGACUGGCCUCCAGGUGCCUUUUGGAACCCUGCAUAUCUGCUUCGGUGCCACGGUGCCUGCCGUCUCCUGCUAACGUCUCCAGCUGCCUGGAAGUCGACGUAGGGCUGCGUCCACUCCGGGGCAGUCUUCUGGCCUCACUGACUCUACCACCAUUGCCUCCCCCAGCUCCUCCUGCUCCUCCCACUCUUCUCCACAACUGCCCCCUUUGCCAAAAGCUCCAGAAAGACUCCCCGACCUGCCGUACCUGCCACCACCCCAACCAUACCGUCCCCACUGGGCCCCCCAGCCUCUGGUACCACUCCCAUGGCCUGGCUCCCCCCUGGCCUUGGAGCCCGAUGCCCCCGCUGCUCCCACAGCCCCAGCAGUGUUCCCUCUUCGGCAUCAUGGAACUGGCCCGCCUUAGGUCUUUCAUUUUUCCAGGCUAGGUAGGGUUCUGAGGAAUGCAUUAAGAGGAUUUGGGAGUCCCUGAGAACCUGGAGGAGCAAAGCUUGAUCUGGGUUCUUGGCUGGUCCCCUGUCCUCCUGAGUGAUGGAGCUUAUGGGCGUUGUGGGGCAGAAGGACUGAAGGUCACUUGCUCUUCAGUCCCUCAGUGGCUGGCUGCUUGGCCAGGGCAGUGGUGGUGCCGGGAGAAGCUUCAGCUCAGCGACCAGGGGCGUGUCACAGGUGGACAGGGGAGGAGCCCCUGUCCCUCCAUUUCCCCUGGGCUCUUUUAGACUUUUGCUUUUGAGUUUCCUAGGAUGGGGUGAGGGAGGGAGGAAACAUUGGCCAUGGUCUGUGUGAUGUCCCUGAUGCAGGAGAGGCAGGGACUGACAGGGCCACCCACGGUGGGAGCUGCUGUGGGCAGGCGGGGUGAGGGGGGAAACCCUCUCCACACCCAUCCCUGGGACUUAGUCUAGAAGAGCCAGGGACUGCUGUGACCUGCAACCUGGCCCUUUCGUCUUCCACCCUUCUCUUCUUAGUCUCCUGCUCCUGGGCUUCCCUCUCUUCUGGUUCCUCUCCCGGGUGUUCUCUUCACAGGCCUCUGUGGCCACUGCUUUGUAUCUGGGUUUUUCACGCUUUUUGUAGGACCAAGAUUUCAAUAAACGGUUUCAGUUGC